CAAACGGUGGUUGGUGGCUCUUUGAUCGACAAUCAUAAUGACAUGAGGCAAUGAAUAUAAAUCGAUAUGAAUCAGUCAUUUCCCCUUGCUUUAUAGAUCUCUUGAUAACGUAUUCAGUGGUGGCAGAUAGCAAGUACUGAUGUUCAACACAAGCCUCAGAGAGACUCUUGCGCGUUACUCUGAUCCAUCUCAAAACCCAUACGUGCAAGUCCGAUCACAAACGCCCGAGCCGACUUUGUCGCAGCAUCUGGCGCAAACGCUACAUCCUGCACUUGACGUGUCCUUAGGCACUUCUUCUACCAACCAGUGGGAACCAAGAUGGAAGCUAGAUAUUGAGGUGUUUGAGCAACCCUCACAGGUGCUGGACUCUGGAGGAUGUUAUAUCCAGUCAUGCGUGCAGCAGGUUCCGCCAGAACACGCCGAUUUUGUUAAGUCUUCAUGCUACACAGAUGAGAAUUUAGGUGCCGUGCCAGCCCCCAUGCACGAUGCCACAACUGUGAAUCACAAUCGAUCAAUUUCCGAUGUUCUACAACUGCUCUCUUCCCAAUCCUAUGUUCCCCGAAGGUUCUGGUCCAAGCAUCAAUCAGACUCUGGAGCUACCGAUGAAACGAUCAGUGUCCCGGCUCCUGCCAGUCUUGACGUGCAGUAUUCCGCAUCUGGCAGUCAUGUAGACCCUAUCCUUACUGUCGAUGAAUCAGGCGCAUCGUUUAUGUCAGAAAUAUCUAGCCCGGCAAUAAGAGACGCGACAACGGAGAAAGAAAAAGGGGGGACAGUUAAAGGAGAGGCAGACUCAAGAAGGGAGGCAAGGAACAGGGAGGCAAAAAAAUUGGAGAUGGAAAGAAUGGAGGUACAGAAGAUGGAGUCAGCAACCAAGGAGGUCGAGACAAAGAAAGAGCCACGCGUUUCUCCAGUCACGAAUACCUCAAAACUUCUCCGAAUAGAGCGCAAGCUUAACAACAAGGAUCUCUUCAUGGGCUGGUACAAGUCCGGGAGCUCAUCAGAGCUUCGGUACCCGCGCGAGUGCAUAGCACCCAAGAUCGGUGAUGUCUAUGUCCACUCCUGCAAGAAAGAGGGAGAUCCGAAGUUUCAGCUGUGGGUGCGACAGAUCAGCCGUGGGAUGACUAUCUGGGUCAAAGCUCACAUUUUCCACAUACAUCCCAAAUUACUCGAUCGCAGAUUAACACUGGCAACGACAGGAGAACCUUACUGGUCGACGAGACAAUCGCUUUCGGCUUUGGGAAGUCGGGAGAGAGCUGGCAAGAUUGCAGAAAUGAUUCUGUAUUGACUAGCCAGGUCACCGGCUUGGUCCUGCACACGAUACUUUACAUUAGUAUUGAUCCAGACAAUAAUCCCAUACUACAACACUACUAUCCUCAGGCUGCGGGGUCCAGUCUAGUAACCUUGUACGAUUACCGUUGACUUACUACAAUCUUCACUCGGUUUCCUAGGUGUAGCAAUGUUGGAAUGGU
Molecule: messenger RNA, 1469 nt
Organism: Suillus subaureus
Lineage: Eukaryota; Fungi; Basidiomycota; Agaricomycetes; Boletales; Suillaceae
Exons: 6
Coding region: 140-1285 (381 amino acids)
Source: RefSeq, a predicted model, not a curated record